Messenger RNA from Plectropomus leopardus (leopard coralgrouper), 1595 nucleotides. Its product is annotated as homeobox protein Hox-C10a-like. Gene Ontology annotation, cellular component: nucleus. NCBI's taxonomy places the organism in Eukaryota, Metazoa, Chordata, Actinopteri, Perciformes, Serranidae. The record is from RefSeq and is a predicted model, not a curated record. Gene Ontology annotation, biological process: regulation of transcription by RNA polymerase II. Gene Ontology annotation, molecular function: DNA-binding transcription factor activity, RNA polymerase II-specific; RNA polymerase II cis-regulatory region sequence-specific DNA binding.
CACACGUUGGUUAAUUAAUAUUCUGUCAGACAUCAGAAGUUCUGAACUUAAACCAAAUUAAAAUACCAAAAAGCCACGUAGUAAGUGCCAUUAAAAAUCCUGCUGCAGCAGCCGCCCUUUGUUCCCCCUGGUGUGGGCCUGCUGUCCUGACCAGCAGAUGGCCGCUGGGUGGCGCUCUUGCUCCAUCAAAAAGCCUCCAGAUUCCCCAACUUGACCGCGCUGACGUCACGCCAGUCUGGAGCAUCAAGGCCACUUCCACGCAGCUAUUGGUCUGAAAAUCACAUGACAUGUCUCCCAGCAUCCAUAAUUAUGUUACUGAUAUUUUGCACCCCCCUCCAAAAGAUGUCAGCAUCCUACUGUCCUUACUCUCCUGGAGAAAUCCCGUAGUUCAGAGAGCAGUGCAACACCACAAACGAUCACUGUGUUGCUACAUGCAAAAAUGUCAUGUCCGAAUAACAUAGCGCCCGGUAACUUCCUGAUGGAUUCCUUAAUGGGAGGAUCAUCUUCCUUCAGGGGUGAGGGUUAUUCCAGCAACCCCGGGAUGUACAUCCACUCAGCUGCAGAGUACGGAUAUUCAGUGAUGAGAAACAUUGGGAAGGUUGGACCAUCUUCACUCCCCAAAAGAGACGAGGUUCCUCCGAGCGGCUUCCAGGAUGCGCCCUACCUGUCAACACAGCUGGCCACAUGGACCCCAGGCUCCAAAACCAGUAGGGACGAACAACCUGUUGCCCAGUGUUUACAGCCCUGCUCGUUUCCAGCGGGCAACGUCAAAGAGGAGGCGUUUUGUUGUCUCUAUCAGGACGACAGCAAUAAGGGGAAACAGACAACAGAGUCAGCCACUUACAUCCGGCUCGGGGACAAUAGCUGCCUGCCGGAGACAACCGCCUCGUCCAGUGGCUGUUUCCAGGUGUACAACGGCGAGAGGCCGCAGCAGGAAGAGCAGCGGUUCCCCUCCGGCUUCUCUCUGACCCACUUGGCGACAUCUGUUGAGUCAACAUCAGAAACGACAAUAAGUUGCGGCAAGUCGGCGCAGGAGACAACGAGAGAGGUUUCACAGACUGAUGAGAGUCAGAGCAGGAAGGAAGAGAAGGCCAAGAGUGACAGCUGUUCUGAUAACUCGGACGGGGAAUUAAAAGAUGAUUUAGCCGCGGAAAAGACAACUGGAAGCUGGUUAAAAGCCAAAAGUGGAAGGAAGAAGCGGUGUCCCUACACAAAGCACCAGACGCUGGAGCUGGAGAAAGAGUUCUUGUUCAACAUGUAUCUGUCUCGGGAGCGCCGCCUGGAGAUCAGCCGGAGUAUCAACCUGACCGACAGACAGGUCAAGAUCUGGUUCCAAAACAGACGCAUGAAGCUCAAGAAGCUUAACAGGGAGAGUCGAGAGAGGGAGCACAGUGCAGUUUAUAACUAUUCCUGAUGAUAUUCCGACCUUCACAUUCACAUCCACACACAACCACACACAUACACACACAUGCACAGACAUAGACAAACAUGCAUGUGUCAUCUUAUAAUGCAUUCAUUAUUCAUAUAUCAAGUUUCUCUUUAUGUGCACACCACACACACACACACACACGAACACACACACACACACACACACA